AUGUUCGUCAAAUCCGAGACCUUGGAGUUGAAGGAGGAAGAGGACGUGCUGGUGCUGCUCGGCUCAGCCUCACCCGCCUCGGCGGCCCUGACGCCGCUGUCGUCCAGCGCCGACGAGGAAGAGGAGGAGGAGCUGGGCGCGUCGGGCGGGGCGCGUCGGCAGCGUGGGGCCGCGGCCGGGCAGGGGGUCCGGGGCGGCUCUGUGGCGGGUGGCGAGGGCUGCCGGCCCGCGCGGCUGCUGGGUCUGGUGCACGAGUGCAAGAGGCGCCCCUCCCGGGCGCGGGCCGUCUCCCGCGGCGCCAAGACGGCCGAAACGGUGCAGCGCAUCAAGAAGACCCGUAGGCUGAAGGCCAACAACCGCGAGCGCAACCGCAUGCACAACCUCAACGCGGCGCUGGACGCGCUGCGCGAGGUGCUGCCCACGUUCCCCGAGGACGCCAAGCUCACCAAGAUCGAGACCCUGCGCUUCGCCCACAACUACAUCUGGGCGCUCACCGAGACCCUGCGCCUGGCAGAUCACUGUGGGGGCGGCGGCGGGGGCCUGCCGGGGGCGCUCUUCUCCGAGGCCGUGUUGCUGAGCCCUGGAGGCACUAGCACCGCCCUGAGCAGCAGCGGAGACAGCCCGUCGCCCGCCUCCACGUGGAGUUGCACCAACAGCCCUGCGCCAUCCUCCGCGGCGUCCUCCAAUUCCACCUCCCCCUACAGCUGCACUUUAUCGCCCGCCAGCCCGGCCGGGUCGGACAUGGACUAUUGGCAGCCCCCACCUCCCGACAAGCACCGCUACGCACCCCACCUCCCCAUAGCCAGGGAUUGUAUCUAG
Messenger RNA from Cynocephalus volans (Philippine flying lemur), 819 nucleotides. It is a transcript of the gene NEUROG2, whose product is annotated as neurogenin 2. The transcript has a single exon. Gene Ontology annotation, cellular component: nucleus. Bases 1 to 819 code for a protein of 272 amino acids. The record is from RefSeq and is a predicted model, not a curated record. Gene Ontology annotation, biological process: axon development; forebrain development; positive regulation of transcription by RNA polymerase II. Lineage: Eukaryota; Metazoa; Chordata; Mammalia; Dermoptera; Cynocephalidae. Gene Ontology annotation, molecular function: DNA-binding transcription factor activity, RNA polymerase II-specific; E-box binding; protein dimerization activity.